Molecule: messenger RNA, 1113 nt
Organism: Staurois parvus
Lineage: Eukaryota; Metazoa; Chordata; Amphibia; Anura; Ranidae
Source: the annotation of a GenBank genome assembly
AUGGCAGGCGGAGGAGGAGGACAGGGCUGUGAGGGCAGCAGCCAAAGCGAACGUGACCGGCAGUACUGCGAGCUGUGCGGGAAGAUGGAGGACCUGCUGCGCUGCGGCCGCUGUCGGAGUUCGUUCUACUGCAGCAAGGAGCACCAGAGACAAGACUGGAAGAAGCACAAGCUGGUGUGUAAAGGAACCCCGGACACCGGGCCGGCCACUGACCCCAAGCCGCAGGAUAAGGCCGCCUCCCCGGACAGCAAGCAGAAGGAGGUGGUGGUCGAAGGGGCCACCUUGAGGGCCAUCAAGGAGGAGGACUACACCCAGAAGUCUGGGGAGGCUUGCGGAAGCGGCGGGGCCCGGGGGGGAGGGGAGGGCACAGAACGGCCUAAUGGGCACACCAGGCCGCCCCUGCACAAGCUUGCCCUGGAGUACAUCAUCCCCUGUAUGAACAAGCACGGCAUCUGUGUGCUGGACGACUUCUUGGGCCAGGAGAUGGGGGACCGGAUAGUGGGGGAGGUCAAGGCUCUGCACAGCACCGGUCGCUUCACCGACGGACAGCUUGUAAGUCAGAAGAGCGACUCCUCCCGGGACAUCCGCGGGGACCAGAUCACCUGGGUGGAGGGUAAGGAGGCAGGCUGCAAGGCCAUCGGACACCUGAUGAACAGCAUGGACGACUUGAUCCGCCACUGCGGAACCAAGCUGGGCAACUUCCGGAUCAACGGCAGAACCAAGGCAAUGGUGGCUUGCUACCCUGGCAAAGGGACAGGCUAUGUACGACAUGUUGACAAUCCUAAUGGAGAUGGAAGAUGUGUUACUUGUAUAUACUAUUUGAAUAAAAACUGGGAUGCAAAGGAAAAUGGUGGAGUUCUAAGAAUUUUCCCUGAAGGCAAAUCUCAGUUUGCUGAUAUUGAACCAAAAUUUGACAGACUAUUGUUUUUUUGGUCUGAUCGUCGAAACCCUCAUGAAGUUCAACCUGCCUUUGCUACAAGGUACGCAAUAACAGUGUGGUAUUUUGAUGCGGAUGAAAGGGCUCGAGCUAAAGAAAAGUAUCUGACAACAGGAGAGAAAUCUGUAAGGAUUGAGCUAAACAAGUCAUCAGAUGGAAUUGUGAAAGAAGUCUGA